Molecule: messenger RNA, 2348 nt
Organism: Lolium rigidum
Lineage: Eukaryota; Viridiplantae; Streptophyta; Magnoliopsida; Poales; Poaceae
Product: protein YLS7-like
Exons: 3
Coding region: 234-1754 (506 amino acids)
Cellular component (GO): Golgi apparatus
Molecular function (GO): O-acetyltransferase activity
Source: RefSeq, a predicted model, not a curated record
UUCUCCUCUUCCCCUCGCCUGCACAGAGCUCCAACCGCGCCGCUGCCCCGCCGCCGUACCCGAUCUACCUCGUCGUCGUCGGCACCGCCGCCCGCGAUUUCGGGCGUUGGUCUUCGAGGUACGAGCCCCCUUCGCCACCCAGGGAUCACUGAGGUCCACGGAUUCCGGGCGCGCCCCAUCUGGAUCCGUCCCCUGAAUCCUAGGGGCGGGCUCCCGGAGGAUCGGAUGCGGCCAUGAGUUUGCCGGGGAAGAAGGCCCCGGCCGGGGCCGGCGGGAUCCGGCGGUGGCUCUCCACCGUCGUGCUGUCCGCGCUCGCGCUGCUGCUGGCCCUGGUGGUGAUCUCGCUCUCGCUGGGAUCGCCCCUGCCCGGGGCAUCGAUACACGAGUACCUCACCGUCAGACCCAGUGACCCGAAGGGGUACGAUGCAGCCACUGAUGGGAACAAUGAUUCUACCAUUGCUGUUCCAUUAUCAGAGAAAGAGUUGCAGCAGGGUGGCCAGGAACCCCUGGCCGCGCACAGUGACCAAAGUGGUACCCUGAAUUCGAGCGAAGAUCCAGCUGCGGUCGGUAACAAAAUACUGGAUCCAGUCGUUUUAGACGAUGUCACGCCAAAAAUCGAGGAGGGAACCAUCCCUGGUGCACCAGAUUCAUCCAGUGAUUCCCAAAGGCCCGAUCAAGGCACCUGUGAUCUGUACCGCGGGGAGUGGGUUCUCGAUUCGUCUGGGCCGUUGUACACGAACAACUCCUGCCCUAUUAUUACGCAGAUGCAGAACUGCCAGGGAAAUGGGCGGCCGGACAAGGACUACGAGGCUUGGAGAUGGAAACCUGAACAGUGCAUCCUCCCUCGCUUUGAUGGAAGCAAGUUCUUGGAGCUGAUGAGAGGCAAGACGCUUGCCUUUGUUGGGGACUCGGUUGCUCGAAAUCAGAUGGAGUCCCUCCUCUGCAUCCUGUGGCAGGUAGAAACCCCAGUAAAUCGUGGCAGCCGCAAGUGGAACAGGUGGAUCUUCAGGUCAACAUCAACAACUAUCAUCCGCAUCUGGUCUUCUUGGUUAGUACACAGAUCAAGUGAAGCUGUGGGGAUUGCUCCUAAGGGUCUUGAUAAGGUUUUCCUGGAUAUAGCAGAUGAGACGUUCAUGGAACAUAUCCCAACUUUUGAUGUACUUGUCCUUUCAUCUGGACAUUGGUUCGCCAAACGAUCAGCCUAUAUCCUAAAUGGCAAUGUUGUCGGAGGGCAGCUCUGGUGGCCUCGUCAAGCUGGAGAAAUGCAGAUCAACAACAUUGAUGCCUUUGGAAUCUCAGUCGAGACUUGCCUGACUGCUUUGGCGACUAACCCAAAUUUCACAGGUAUAGCUGUUCUGCGCACAUUCUCGCCAGAUCAUUACGAAGGUGGGGCAUGGAACACUGGUGGAUCAUGCACCGGGAAGGUUAAGCCCUUGGAUGAGGUGGUGAGGAAUGGGUUCACAGAUACAAUGUAUGGAAAACAAGUCGCAAGCUUCAGAAAGGCAGUGCAGAAUUCUGGGAAACAUAGCUCCAAAUUGAAAUUGAUGGACAUAACUGAACCCUUUGCCUUGAGAGCUGACGGUCAUCCUGGCCCGUACAGAAGUCCUGACCCAAACAAGAAGACUCAGAGAGGGCCAGAUGGAAAACCUCCACCUCAGGAUUGUCUACAUUGGUGCAUGCCAGGACCUGUCGAUACAUGGAACGAGAUGUUGUUUGAGACUAUACGAAGAGAAUUCGAGGGAGAUAGCAGCUGAAGAAAAAUGUUUGCUCAUAACUUGGUACUACGCGGUACGUUCUGUGACUCUGCUAAACAUCAGUGUACAUGAGAUCGCUUGCGAUGUUGUUGUUUUACCACAAAUAGGAAGGAAUACAGUCUUAGAUGCAAAAAAAAAACAGAUUAGGAGUGCUUGACAACACUUGAGAUAGGACUGGGAGGUUAAGAGGAGAUUCUUUUUGGUUGGUUGGGAUGGUGGGAGGGUGUUGGGCAUGAGAUUUAGCUCUUCGAGUCCAAAACUCCCAAUCCCUUGCAAGAGGUAUGGAAAAGGGUGGAGAUAGUGGCCAUAUUUUUUGCCUGGCACCUUGUCGUACAAAACAAUUUGUCGCCAAAUUUUGUAGAACUGAAUACCCUAUGGCUCAAACUGGUGUUACGAGCUCUGACUGAGUAUUUGCAAGUUGCUAGGAGGGAAAUGCAAUUUCUCUUUUGCCCAAAUAAUGUUCUUCUCUUGCCACCAUUGUAUUAUGAUUAUCUGCAAAUAUUGAUUGUAGAAAGCACACAUGUAUUUGCUCUUGCUUAGAUGUGUCCAGUACUAUGAUAUUGUUCUGUUGUUGAAGAAACGGUAUAACAAACA